Molecule: messenger RNA, 1980 nt
Organism: Protomyces lactucae-debilis
Lineage: Eukaryota; Fungi; Ascomycota; Taphrinomycetes; Taphrinales; Protomycetaceae
Product: Alpha/Beta hydrolase protein
Exons: 2
Molecular function (GO): hydrolase activity
Source: RefSeq, a predicted model, not a curated record
GUCGCGGUCAACACGACACCCGCCUUCCUCAAGACAUUCUUUCAGCACUUUGCAGAUAAGCCCCCCACCAAUGACCCACGGCACGAGCUUGCCUACCACGAAGCCAUCGUUCUCGUUAAAAAGUUCCUCGAGUACGGCGCAAAACACACCGUAGAGCAGGUCCAGUCAUUCACGGCCAACAAGAUCCCCACGCCAGGAUGGGUUUCCAAGCAGGAAGUCGUCAUGGAGCAAUCCUUCCUGGAUGAAGCUGCUCAGCAUUUGAUUGAAAGACUCGGAGAACAAGGUCUCGCUGUUUUUGGCGGCAGCAAGUGGUGGCAGUACCGCAUUGAAGCACUCACCUGCGAGUGGAUUGAGAUGAAGAAGGACCAGCAACGUCGUUUGGCAGAUCCAACCAAGCCUCAGCGUGUCAUCCUCUACAUCCACGGUGGCGCAUACUACUUUGGCUCAGUGGAUGAACACCGCUAUCAGAUCCAGCGACAUGCCCGCAAACUCGGUGGUCGUGCCUUCGCCGCCAAUUACCGUCUGGCACCCCAAUAUCCGGCACCUUGUGGUAUUCAUGAUAAUCUGGCAUGCUAUCUCUACCUUCUCAAGCAAUUCAAACCAGAGGAGAUCAUCCUGUCAGGAGACUCUGCAGGUGGCGGCAUGUGCCUCUCUCUACUCACCGUCAUUCGGGACCAGGGCCUCCCUCUCCCAGCAGGCUGUGUUCUCAUCUCUCCGUGGGUCGACCUCAAUCAUUCUUUCCCGAGCAUCAUGGCGGACAGUUCUGGCGACUACAUCCCGCCUUCUGGAUUCCAGCACAAGCCGUCCAUCGCCUGGCCACCGCCCACCACAGAAGACAUUGCUGCUGCACGCAACAUGACGCUCAGCGACCUUCAAAACGAAAACAACGACUCUGCCGCAACGAGUGACAAUGAAGAAGAGGAUGCCGAGGGAGACAAUCACGAGGAAAUCACUGGCAACGACGGCAGUUUGCUGAUUGAUGGCAAAUUUGUCAAGAUUGUGGAUCAGGUCCAAUUGUAUGCCACGAACGAGCAACUGACGCACCCGCUGGUCUCACCCGUCAUCGCAGGAUCUCUCGGUGGUCUGUGUCCGCUCUUUGUCAUGUGUGGCGGAAGCGAGCUUUUACGUGAUGAGAUCAUUUACGUUGCACACAAGGCUGCCAAUCCUGCGUCCUACCCGCCCAUGGAUCUGUAUCUGGAUGCAGACCCGCGACAGCGCGAAAUGCUCAACAAAUAUGGGCCUACGCAAGUACACCUUCAAGUGUAUGAUGAUUGCUGUCACGUCACGCCGACAAUUGCCAUGUGCCGGCCUGCCAAGUACAUGUACCGUGCUAUUGCCAACUUUUCACUGUGGGCGCUUGCUCGCUUUGAAGGACCACAACAGACAGACAUUGCGGAUUUGCUCACACGCAUGCAUCUCGUCGAGCAAAACUUGACAGAGUCAGGUGCAGAUCUCGAUGAUGCUUCUGACGAGGAAGAGACGGCGGUCAGGAAAGGCUCAACACGGCCCAAAGUCACCGUCACAGGCGUUGAGCCGGUCUAUGUCGACCACAUGAUCCGAGAGCGUGUCAGCAUCCACGGCGAGAUUCGACAGAUGGAACCUGUCAAGGACUUGUCUAUGCUUCACUUGGACCCAAACGAUAUUGGUGUCAUCAAGCCCGGUCCAGUCAAGAAGUUCAUGGCGGCACGCGGAAUGCAUGAUCGUCGAUAUGGCAAACGCAAGGCAAAAUUGCAGAGACAGCGGGCGCGUGAGUAUGCGCGUGCAGAACGUGAAGGCUUCGCUAUUGGCAACUUUGAGGGAGAUGUGCCACCACCUGCUGCAUUGGCUGGUCGUGCAUCUCUCAAGGAUGCAGAGACUUUGCACAAGACGAGCAAGGGCGGUAAGACGGGAGUCAUCAACACGCUGUUCUCGUUGGUCAGUGGGUCACGCGAUAAGGACAAGGUCAGUGCCGAGGCCAAGGUGGAUAGCCAGGCAUCAUAG